Belonocnema kinseyi is the source of this 2232-nucleotide messenger RNA. RefSeq lists its product as uncharacterized. The record is from RefSeq and is a predicted model, not a curated record. Bases 193 to 1149 code for a protein of 318 amino acids. Lineage: Eukaryota; Metazoa; Arthropoda; Insecta; Hymenoptera; Cynipidae. The transcript has 3 exons.
GUGGCGGUCCGUUGCGGUUCGUUUUCGACGCGUACAGACGUGUACAGGACCAGUACCAGUUCCUUGCAAAGCCGGGCUGGAAUACGGUUUCUUCGGCUUGUGAUAGCGGGCAAUCGUGUUAUAUCCAGGAUUGGUAUACGCGAAGAACACUUUCGGUGAGGACACCAAUUAAUAAAUCCUGGUGCGUCUGAAAUGGCUGCGAAUAUCCUCACUUUGAUAGAAGGAUCUCGUCAGGGACGGCGCAAACAGGUUUUCAAAGGCAUUCCAGAUCUUGACAGUGAAACUCGCUUUUGCCCUGAUCUUGACAGUGAAACUUACAUCAAAAUCGAGCCAAAGGUUUACGAGGAAGAAGUUUCCGAAAAUGGAUUUGUGGGAUUCGACAAUACGGCUACUAGAAUUCCAUCUACUACCGAUAUAGGAGCCCUAAAUCUCUGGACCACCAAGGCUACAAGUUGCCUCAUAGCUCAGUAUAAAAAAUACAAAGCCCAUGUAGGUCAAACGACAAAAAUGAGAAGCCUACGCGAAAUGUUCGAGAUGAUUUCCUUCGAGAUGCAGAAAUACGGCUUUUACUUUAGUGCUCAAAAAUGUGAAAAUAAAUGGCGUGUCCUUGAACGCAAGUACAAGAAUCUGGUAUUUCGUGAGAAAUUAAAGAAGCCUGGUAGAAUGAGACACUACGGACACUGGGAACACAGAAGGGCGCUAGACGAAAUAUUCGAUGAGCAGAAGCAACACAUGUAUUUAGACGAAAGCGAUUUUCCUCCUCCAAGCGGUUCUGCUAAGAUCGCAGCAAUGAUGAUGCCACAACUUACACAGAAUGGAAACAUUGCCAAUAACGGUACCUCUACCCAGUCUUCGAUUGGCAAUAAUAAUUCUCAUCCCGAAUCGAAUAAUGCAUAUAGCAAAAGAACGGAAAACUUGGCUGAUCAAAGUGGAAUUAUAAAAACAUUUCUCGCCAACUUUGUCGAUGAAAUGACAAAAAACUUUGCUUUAGCUGAGAGAAACAACGAAAGGAGACACCAGGAAGAUCUCGCAAUGAGGCAGAGUGAAUUGGAAGUUCAGAAGAAGAUCCUGAGGAUGAAGGAGAAGAAAUUGGAACUUCAGAAAAUUAAUAUGAUGGCAGCUGCUCAGAAUCUAGGCCUCAAUUUAUAGCAACGCCUGCGGAUUGGUAUGACUAUGAUUAUUUGAUUAAGAUAUUUUUCUACUCUUUUUGGAAACCGUUGAUUCUAUACAUUCAACCUGUUUUUUGAAACGCGUUCGUAGAAUUUAUCCCUCAAUCAAAAGCUGUAAAUUUUUAUAAAAUGUUGAAAUAUAAUUGAAAGUUACGAAGGUAGAGAAUAAGUCGAAAAUCCCCUGUAAAUGUUGUAAUAUAGUUAUUAUUAGGAGCGGGAGCAUCGGACUAUCAGCCUAAUAUACGAACAUUCUGUUAUUAUCAUAUUAUCGUCAGCCAAAUUUAAACAGGGUUACACUGAUAUUCAUAAACUGCGCGUUGAUUAAAGCUUUUCAAGCAGCUCUAGAGAUUCUUAUAAAUGUUUGUUUAAACAUUUUUUCACGACACAUUUUUUUCUUUAAUUGGAGGUAUUCGCCCCUAUGCUUUUGGCAAUUAGAAGUUCUCUUUCACAUGAACGAAAAGUUCAAAAUAUUUUUGGAAGAAAAGGUUCAAGAGUGAAAUUUUUCGGUACUUUCUGAAAUUAACUUAAAAUUAUCUAUGAACAGAUAAACUGAUUUUCAUUUCGACACAAUAAUUCUUGAAUCUAAUUAAGACAUACAGUUUUUUUUAGUUUGUGAUUCAUUCAAUGACUUCAUAUCCAUUUAUAUUUCAUUUUUUCUCAAUUUUUUCCAUUAUACACGUAAUUAUCGAACUGAAUUUUCUUUUCGUUUAAGGUAACACCACGAUUUGUUUUUAGAAGUUGAGCUUGCAUUGCUAUGUCCUUCUUCACAAUCAUCCUCAAAAUAUUCUUUAUACAUCGCAAUUCAAAAUAUAUUACUUAAAAAAUCAUCUCCAAGUGUUACUACAUUAGGCCAGUAUAUUAUAUGUGUGUGUAAAUUCAAAAAUCUAUUUUUUUUCCUUAUUAAUUUCCCCGAGUAUUCAUAUGUUUAAUAAGUGUGAUUUAUUCGAUUUUUAAUGUGCACGCUUGCAUGUUUCAUUUGCAUAAUUUUUUGAUACUGAAUACAUUUACUUUUCUGCAAUGAUAUGUACAUGCUCGAAAAUUUUAUAAUAAAAUGUUGUAAAUG